This is a messenger RNA of Achroia grisella, 484 nucleotides long. Its product is annotated as prefoldin subunit 1-like. NCBI's taxonomy places the organism in Eukaryota, Metazoa, Arthropoda, Insecta, Lepidoptera, Pyralidae. The record is from RefSeq and is a predicted model, not a curated record. Gene Ontology annotation, molecular function: protein folding chaperone. Gene Ontology annotation, cellular component: cytoplasm; prefoldin complex. The coding region runs from base 61 to 444 and encodes 127 amino acids. The transcript has a single exon. Gene Ontology annotation, biological process: protein folding.
GUGUUGUGUGCAAUACUGUGAAUUAAAUAAAUAAACUAUUACGGAAGAAAUAUUACUAUUAUGGCUAAAUCUGUAGAUUUGGAGUUAAAGAAAGCUUUUACUGAUUUGCAAAUCAAAAUGGUCGAUACAAGAAAAAAAAUUCAUUUUAUUGAUUCACAAAUAGAAUUACUUAAACGGUGUAUGCAUCAUGUAGACAUUACUCAAUGUGCCAUCAGUUGCUAUCCACCUGGAGCAAAAACUUAUGAAUCAGUGGGUAGGAUGUUCCUUCUUACGGAUUUAGAAGAGGUUAAAAAUAAUCUUAAAAAUCGAGAUACACAGUUAACAAAACGUGCUAGUGACUUCCAAAAAAACAAGGAGUAUUUAGAAAACAAUUUAAAAGAAAGCGAAGACAAUAUUAGAGAAAUGGUUCAGCAACGGAGAGUGCAAAGCGAAAAAACUAAUUAAGGAAUUCAAAAUACAUGUAAAGAUUAAGGUUGCUAAUAAA